UAGCGGCGGGUGGCGGUGGUGGUGGCGUCCAAGAUGUCGACCAAGAAUUUCCGAGUCAGCGAAGGGGACUGGAUUUGCCCUGACAAAAAAUGUGGAAAUGUAAACUUUGCUAGAAGAACCAGCUGUAAUCGAUGUGGUCGGGAGAAAACAACUGAGGCCAAGAUGAUGAAAGCUGGGGGCACCGAAAUAGGAAAGACACUUGCAGAAAAAAGCCGAGGUCUAUUUAGUGCUAAUGACUGGCAGUGUAAAACUUGCAGUAAUGUGAAUUGGGCCAGAAGAUCAGAGUGUAACAUGUGUAAUACUCCAAAGUAUGCUAAAUUAGAAGAAAGAACAGGAUAUGGUGGUGGUUUUAAUGAAAGAGAAAAUGUUGAAUAUAUAGAAAGAGAAGAAUCUGAUGGUGAAUAUGAUGAGUUUGGACGUAAAAAGAAAAAAUACAGAGGGAAGGCAGUUGGUCCUGCAUCUAUAUUAAAGGAAGUUGAAGAUAAAGAAUCAGAGGGAGAAGACGAGGAUGAGGAUGAAGAUCUUUCUAAAUAUAAAUUAGAUGAGGAUGAGGAUGAAGAUGAUACUGAUCUCUCAAAAUAUAAUCUUGAUGCCAGUGAAGAAGAAGAUAGUAAUAAAAAGAAAUCUAAUAGACGAAGUCGCUCAAAGUCUCGAUCUUCACAUUCACGAUCUUCAUCACGCUCAUCCUCCCCCUCAAGUUCAAGGUCUAGGUCCAGGUCCCGUUCAAGAAGUUCUUCCAGUUUGCAGUCAAGAUCUCGUUCCAGUUCCAGAGAACGUUCGAGAUCUCGUGGGUCGAAAUCAAGAAGUUCAUCAUCUUCUCCUGAGAGGAACAGAAAGAGAAGUCGUUCUAGAUCUUCUUCAUCUGGUGAUCGCAAAAAAAGACGAACAAGAUCACGGUCACCCGAAAGGCGCCACAGGUCAUCUUCUGGAUCGUCCCAUUCUGGUUCCCGUUCAAGUUCAAAAAAGAAAUAAUGUAUUAAAAUUUACAUCAAAAAAAAAAUCCAGUACAGUGCAUGAAGCAUAUUUUUAAAGAAGUUGGUGUCAUACUUGGUCAGAAGUGCUAAAUCUGCUAGUAGAGGUGCAUGCCUUUCAUUGCUUUUCAGAACAAUACAGCUGUGUUUAUUUGUAAAGUUAAAAGUAAAUAGCAUUUUAAGCCAUAAUGUCCCAAAAUAGAUGCUCUAUUUAUCAUUUAUUAUUUACAGCCAUUUGCUUCAUUCAUCAACCAUCUCAGCUGUAACAAAGUACUUUGUUUCCUAAUUUAAACUCUUGUUUUUCUCAUUUCUAAAUAUAUCCUAUUGGCUAAAACAGGAUUACCAAGGCUUGUCCAAACUUUGGGCAUGGAGGCAAGACUGGUAAACUUGUUGGAAACAAACUUUUUAUGUUAAUGUGGUAAAAGAAGUCUACCUGUUUAUGUUGUUAACACAUGUUAAAGUUAUUCUUACCAAAAAAGGUCAAACUGAGUUUAAACAGCUAGCUGGAAACUUCUUUAUUUUUAAAUUCCCUAUGCUAAGGGUGCCUUAGAAUCAUUGUCUCUCUUUUAUCCAGCUGUAUUUUUUUUGCACCACCACAUUUAAUGCAAAAGAAUCUUGUGAAUUGCUGAAGGAGAAAAUGUCAUUUUCCUUUCUGACACAUAAUUUGGGGCAAGAAAGAAAGCCUAACAUUUCAUCUCUUCUUUAUUGGUAUGGUUGCCAGAGAAGAGAAACAUCUUAUUUCAAAACAUUUAUCAAUAUUUUAAGAAGCUUUGUGUGAUAUCCUUUAAAGUCCAGUUAUCAAAUAUGAUAGGGUAAAAAGGCUAAAUCAUAGUUAAUGAGAAAAUGUAAGAAAGUUUUUGAAUUAUAUUUCUCUUUUGAUGAAAGGACAACACAGACAUUGUGAAUUUAAGUGAACAUUCGCCUCUCGAUUUACUAUAAACACAUUGCAUAAAAUUUUCUUCUGAAUAACAAAUGAAUGCUUAUUUCUAUAUACUGUAAGCAAAAAUCAUUUUUCCUAUUCACUUGAAAUAACUUAUGGCUUAAAAUGCUUUCAGAGUUUGUUUUAUUUUUGAAAAUUAAAAUCUGGUCACUGAACUCCAUUUUGUUUUCUGGUUUAAAAACAAAAAGGUUUCUCUUAACAGUAUCUUCAGUGACAAUGCAAGGUAAGUAUAUUAAGGGAAAUCAACAAUUGUGCUUGUGGGCUUUUUGUUAUGGGGAUAUUGAUUUCUUUUUCUUUUCCCUCAACAUUGUCUGCUGCAAUUUGAAUAAAAAUUAAAACAUUUUAAGGUGUUUAGUAGACAGACCAAACAUAGUUAUAUUUGUUUUUUAUUUUAAAGUGUGUUUUUCUCUUCAACUGAUCUAAAGAUGAAAGCAGAAUAUCUUAUGUAGAAAUAUUUUGAUAAUAUUUUUACAAUAAGCUUUCUUGUGUUUUUUAUGUCUUAAUUUUUUUGCCGCGUUUACUGUAGGUUGCACAAGAACUUUUACUCUCUUGUAAUUGUGCCUCAGACUUUUUGAAAGUCUACCUUCUAAGUUGCCCAGAUGAUCCUCUAGAUUCUACAUGUUACCAUUGGUUUAUUCUUGUGCUUUCUGUAUUUAAAAUUUUGGCUGUACUAAGCAAAUGCAAGGUUAUAAAUUUAGCUAAUAGUAGUUUACAGACAAUUCAGAUGAUUAUGAUUUCAUUUGGUUUAACUAAGCUGUACUAGUUCAUUUCGUAAGGAAAUGAUGCUGUAGACAAAUGUAAAUAAAGCCUGUGAGUCAAGCAUCAAGUGGUGUUUGUUAGAAAUAAGCUAGAGAUUUUUAAGCUUUGA
Molecule: messenger RNA, 2779 nt
Organism: Propithecus coquereli (Coquerel's sifaka)
Lineage: Eukaryota; Metazoa; Chordata; Mammalia; Primates; Indriidae
Gene: ZRANB2
Product: zinc finger, RAN-binding domain containing 2
Exons: 10
Coding region: 34-972 (312 amino acids)
Biological process (GO): RNA processing
Molecular function (GO): lipopolysaccharide binding; RNA binding
Source: RefSeq, a predicted model, not a curated record